Molecule: messenger RNA, 723 nt
Organism: Mesorhabditis belari
Lineage: Eukaryota; Metazoa; Nematoda; Chromadorea; Rhabditida; Rhabditidae
Source: the annotation of a GenBank genome assembly
AUGGCCGCUUAUCCACCACCACACAUGGAUCCGUAUUUUCGACCGGAUUAUAGAGAGCAAGAAAAUUGGUUCGAUCCUCGUCUCGAAACACGAAAGAUGGCUUCUUUCUGUUCACGAGACCCCAAAAUUCCGUCAGUAAGCAUCGCGAGUAUUCUCAAUAAUGAUUUGCUCUCGUCGGAAAAGAGCGCCGCUUUAUUGCGAGAUUUCUUCGAGGAUAUGGUUUCAAAGAGUGAAUCGUACAAGUUCAUUCGGAUGGCCGAUGACCUUCAUGAUGUGGCCUCUUAUCUAUCAGAUAUGCGAUUGUGCUUCAUCGCUCUUACAAUCACGGGUUACAUCGUUCUUAUCAUCUAUUUGAUUUUGUUGUGUGUGCGAAGGAAUCGACGAUCUCCACAAAGAAGGCGUAAUUGGGAUUUCCCGGAAAACCAACGAAACGACUUCCAGCAGACAACACAAACAAACGCCGACGAUUUGGUGUCAGUAAGGAGUGACGGUCAAACCGGUUACAUGACUCGAAAUCAUCAUAGUCGAAUGGAUUCGCGCGCCACACCUUCCUUCAUGCGGCACGGACACAUGAACCAUCAACAGACAACAAGGCUGAUGGCCGAUCAUGAUUCAUCCACAGUAAAGCAUACCGUUCCAUCAAUUGUCACCGAAGCACCACAAGAUGAGAAACCAUCACCUGGCGGCGGGCAUAAGGUACCGAGCCUCGUCGCCAAUGCAGAG